GCGGUGAUCAAUAUGGGAUCACUUUCCAACAGCCACAGCCCCACAAGGAACAAGCCGGUGGGACCGACGGUCCUAUGUACUAGUAGUGGAGUAUGGGCCCCCGAGACCACUCCCGGCGACGAACAACACCGCAGUUACUCAUCUGGUACUAAGCACGCUCGUUGGAAGCGAGAUAUUAUGUAGGCAGUUGUCAGACAAUUCCCAGCCCGCCGGUUUCGUGUGCGAGUACGAGUAUGUAUGGUCCCUGGGUACAUGGGAAUUCCGCCCGCAUGCCAUAGAGAACGAACAGCAAUUCGUCCUCCAUCUCGCCUCCGUGACCUCCAUGCUUUAGUCCACCUUCAUGUACCCCACCUUACGCUAUAGCCGAAGUAAAUUCUAGGGGCGGGGAAGAUCUUUCGCGGAUCCAUUUAUAUUCAAUUCUCGCUCCUUUUUAUGCUGGUCACUGGAUAAGUCAAUAAUCAGAAUGGAGAAUGACCCAGAAAUCGUCCGCGAGGUUGAGAACGCCCUCCAUGUCGACAUCAUACCGGGGACCGAGAUUAUGGCGCAAGUGGCCGGAAUCCACCUCGUCGAGAGCAAGAGUGAUGGAGUCCUUGUGCCCCAGCCCUCCAACAAUCCAGAAGAUCCGCUCAAUUGGAGUCCGUUGUGGAAGGGCAUCGUGAUGUCGAGCAUGAUCAUGACAUCGUUCCUUCAAGCAUUCGGGCCUUUGGCGAUCGCGCCGCAGGUUCCCCAGUACAUGGCGGAAUGGAACAGGAGUCCACCUGAGAUCCUACGAUUUAUCGGUAUAAGUAUCCUUGUGCUCGGGUUUAGCAAUUUCCUCUGGGUGCCACUGUCCACAACAUACGGUCGUCGGUGGGUCCUGAUAGCUUCUGCGGCGGUCUCGCUCGGAUCUUGCAUUUGGAGGGCCACGGCCACAUCUUACAGCUCCUUUCUGGGCGCAUGCAUCCUGCACGGUGUGGGUGCGGGUACUGCUGAGACGCUUCCUCCGGUAUUGAUUAGCGACAUCAAAUUCCUCCACGAGCGUGGGUUCUGGAUGAACGUCUACACGUGGAGCUACUUCGGGUCGCUGAUGGUGGGACCUAUCGUUGCCGGGGCCAUGACCGACCGAUAUGGCUGGAGGAGCUUCUGGUGGCUCAACGUCGUCCUGUACGGUGUCAUGAUCGUCCUCCAACUCUUCCUGCACCCGGAAACCCACUACGACCGACGCCACCUCGUUGGCGCGGGCCCGGGCAGCGACGACCGUGGCUUGAUCCCGUCCGACUCCUCAAACGCCGACGCCGAGAAGCCGACCGUCGCCACCUCGGAGAAUCCCCCACACGCCCUCGAACACGUCGACGAAUAUUUCGGCAAGGGCACACCGAUCAGAUCACAAUUCGUCUCGGUCAUAAGGCGCACCUCAAAGAAGGAGUCGCUGUUGUCCCUGUGGAUCCCGAUCAAGCUGUUUUCGUUCCCGAUUGUCGAGUGGACGUCGUUUGCGUUCUCGUGGAGCGCGAGCGGCUUCCUCAUGGUCAAUCUUACGCAGUCGCAGGCGUUUGCCGCCCCGCCGUAUAACAUGUCCAGCACCGCUGUUGGACUCACGAACUUCGCGCCGCUCGUGGGCGCAACCAUCGGCAUGCUAACCGCCGGCCCGCUCAGCGACUGGGUGUCGAUGCGGGCCACGCGCAAAAACAACGGCAUCCGCGAACCCGAGAUGCGGCUUCCGAGCUUGAUCCCGUUUGUUCUCUGCACCAUCGUCGGGACACUGGUGACCGCAUACGGUUACCAGAAUGCGUGGAAGUGGGAGAUUAUCGUGAUCGUGGGAUACACGCUUCUCGGCCUCCAGGUUUCGGCCAUCUCGGCCAUCGCCAUGACCUACUCGAUCGAUUCGUAUAAGCCCGUUGCGGGCGAGAUACUGGUUUCGGCCACUGUGAACAAGAAUCUCUGGGGGUAUGGAGUCGCCGAGUUCCUGACCCACUGGAUCAUCAGCUCCGGGUAUGUUGCGCCCAUGACUACUAUCAUGGGAACCUCAGUGGUGAUAUACCUGUUUGCGAUCCCGCUGUACAUCUGGGGCAAGAAUUUGAGGAGGAUUACGAAGGAUUCGAACAUUCAUUCGAUGUAGCUUGACUUGGUAGGUAGCAGUGCUCGUGAGUUGUAUGUAGAGUACCUAGCAUAUAUGUGAAUAGAAUAGUUUAACUGGAUCACGAUCAAUUGGACGGCAUAAGCGAAGUGGCUUGAAAAGCGU
Molecule: messenger RNA, 2218 nt
Organism: Tricharina praecox
Lineage: Eukaryota; Fungi; Ascomycota; Pezizomycetes; Pezizales; Pyronemataceae
Product: putative MFS transporter
Exons: 6
Coding region: 464-2095 (543 amino acids)
Biological process (GO): transmembrane transport
Molecular function (GO): transmembrane transporter activity
Source: RefSeq, a predicted model, not a curated record